Dibothriocephalus latus is the source of this 507-nucleotide messenger RNA. The record is from the annotation of a GenBank genome assembly. Lineage: Eukaryota; Metazoa; Platyhelminthes; Cestoda; Diphyllobothriidea; Diphyllobothriidae.
AUGGCAAGCGCAGUUUGCAAGCAAGAGCCGCAAAAAGAACAGAACGAAAAGAACUCUUGGGCGGACUUUAUGGACGAACUUUUUGGUCAGACGGAUGAACCAACAAGUCCACCGUUCGGGCAUAUAUCUCCGGAUGAAGAGUUCCAGGUCCAACCCUGCUUGACAGACUGCAAUUAUGACCGGGAAGAAGGCCACCUGCUUCCAGAAUCGCUUCCUGAAAUGCUGUCGUCCAAUGGUCUCCUUCCCAGAUACAUCGCUGAUUCCCUCAAACAAGGUACGUCACUUGACAUCAGGGCUUCGGACUCUGGCGUCUCGGUAACUGACCCAGGUCGUACCAUUUAUCUCCGUUCGGUGCUGCCUUACAAUCCUCUGGAUCUAUUCUGUCGUCAAGGCCACGGCGUCAUUCGAGAACACCCCUUUUCAAAGAUAGCCUAUCUUCGCCGUACGCAGAAGCCGCACAUAGCAGCCGCAAACCAGAACUGUUCUCGUGGCCGUCUCUCCCGUUGA